ACGAGAGAAACCGUUUGUGUUUGCAUAUUCUUUGCUGUGGAUUAUAAAAAGAUCGUUAUGCAAUGAAGUAAAUCACUUUUUAUUCUUUCUUUUGUCAUUUUUUCUUUUUCUUUUUUAUUUUUAUUCAACAUGGGGAUAUGUCAUAAACUAUUCAACUUGUCACGAUCUUCUAAAGCAGUCUCAGAAAUUACUGAACGAUCUUCAAAUAAACGUAAACCAUUUCUGUAUAAAUUUAGAUCGUGUCAUACUUUUGUAUUUUGGACAGCUGCAGUUGGACUAUUCACUAGUACAUUUGUUCAUUCGAUUCUUUUCCCUUUAUCACCAUUUAUUGUAGCACGUAUUAGGCACAUUGACGAUAAAAACUGGACAGAACAUUCAAAAUCAUCUGCUAUCACAUCAAAUAUCGAACUAACUUCAAGAGAUACAGGUGUAUUGGUAGCUCUUUAUGCUGUUGGUUUAUUGGUGGGUUCUCCUAUAUUUGGUUGGUUAGGCGACAAAAUUAAGCAACGAAGACUUCCUAUGCUUUUAGGAACGGGUGCUUCCAUGGCUGCCAACAUUUUGUUUAUGCUCAGUGUUACUUAUCCGAUGCUACUCAUUGCUCGAUUUCUUCAGGGUGUAUCCAAUGCGUGUGUUUGGACAAUGUGCCUUUGUCUGAUUGCCGAUAACUGGCCAAGAGAGGAGCUGGGAUCACAGAUGGGCAAAUUGGUCGGAUUUUACCCUUUGGGAAUGAUGAUAGGAUUACCCGCAGGAGGAUUGCUUUACAGCGAGCUUGGUUACGAAGCACCGUUCAUUGCUUCCAUGAUAUUAAGUGGCAUUGAUUUUGUCAUGAGAGUUGUCGUUAUCGAAGGACAAAAUGUAGGGGAUGAAACUGCAUCUAUCAAUUCGGAAAAGACAGUAAAGGAAGAACCACCAGUCAAACAGCCGGUGACAUGGUUACAGUUACUAAAGCAGAAAAGGCUUGUAGUGUCACUAGGUUUAACCGUAACCGUAGCAACUGUCAUGAGUGCCUUUGAACCAACAUUAUCCAUGCGACUAGCUCAAGAAUGGGGCUUUAAUGCAGCUGGCUGUAGUUUGAUUGUCCUUUCUUAUAUGAUUCCCUCCAUUAUUGCUAGUGCAGUCUGUGGUAAACUCUGUGACAAGUUUGGAACAAAAAUUGUUGCAAUAGUAUCUUUAUUCUUUGCAACGCCUUCUUGUAUCUUAAUAGGCGUACCUAACAAACAAACUGGAUCCUUCUGGCCACUUGUUCCAGUCCUAAUCAUGGGUGGUAUAACGAUCGCAGGCUGUCAAGCGCCGGUGUUUCCCGAAAUAGCCAAGGUGGUAGACAAAGAAAAUGGAAAUUCUACCACAUGUGACGGGUUGGCAAGGAGCUAUUCUUUAUUUAAUGCAGCAUACGGUGUUGGCAUGUGUGUUGGCCCAUUGAUGGCAGGUUAUCUGUUUGCAAGUAUUGGGUUCUUUUGGUUAUGUACAAUACUGAGCGUCUUGUUCUUUUUAUUUAUUCCCUUUGCCUACUUGUAUAUUGGAGAUAGCCGACAACUCAUCUGCCCUAAUAAUGGACGUGGUGUACCUAGCUCUUCCAAGGAUGAAGAAAAUCAAAAGAUCGAACAAUCAAAUGAUUUUCAUGACGCUGCAUCCAUGUAUUCCCAAGGAUCGUUUCCUUUCCUUGUGAAAAGUAUAAGUCUUGCUAAAAUUCGAGGAAAUAAAACAAACCCUUCUAGUCUGUAAAGCAGUACUGUAUUUUAUUAAUUAUUGACGUU
Messenger RNA from Rhizopus microsporus ATCC 52813, 1754 nucleotides. Its product is annotated as MFS general substrate transporter. Gene Ontology annotation, molecular function: transmembrane transporter activity. Lineage: Eukaryota; Fungi; Mucoromycota; Mucoromycetes; Mucorales; Rhizopodaceae. The transcript has 6 exons. Bases 130 to 1722 code for a protein of 530 amino acids. Gene Ontology annotation, biological process: transmembrane transport. The record is from RefSeq and is a predicted model, not a curated record.